AUGAAUCAAACUCAACCGAAAUUAGGAAAUGGAUCUUACAUUCCACCAAAUAAGCGGAAUAAUUCAGAAGGAUCAGAAGUGAGUCCACAAAAGAAAACGGCUGUUGAAAUAACGAGUGGAGUUGGAAGAAUUGAUAUUGGUGGAAGAAAAAAUGUGGAACCAGUUGUUGAUAUGAAGAAAAUCAAAGAAAACAAACAAAAAUCACCAUUUGUCAAACUUCAACCUCGUGUGCUCACAGAGUGAGUUUCUCUGUAAUUUUUUUGGGUUUGAAAUUGAUUUUUAUUGCAGACCGAAAGGACUCCCCAAUGAGAACGAAGAAAAGCCAACAGUUAGUCAAGAGAUUCGAAGACAAAUCCCAGAAAACUCUAGAAAUUCUAGAAAUAUUAGAGAUAAUUAUUCCAACUCAGCUAGUUCUAUGAAAAAUACGAAAACUGGUGAAUUUUCUUUGAAAGAUGUAAGUUCUCCCAUAAAUUGACCCGGUUUAUUCAAAAUAAGUUUUGCAGUUCUCUGAAAUAUCACAUCCAUAUAUCGAUUCACAUUGUCACGUUGAUAUGAUCUACAAUAGGCUCAAAUGCAGUUUUGAUGAUGGAUUAUCAAAAUGGAUGUCGAAUUAUCAACAAUCCUUCAAUCAAUAUUUCAUUGGGUGCAUUCCAAACUUCAUUGAGCCUCAUCUUUUUGUUAAUACUAAAUUGACAAAAGAUGAUUAUGAUAUGUCAUGGAUUAUCAAAGAAUUGGAAUCGAAUCCAUUAUAUUUGGGCGCAACUUAUGGAUGUCAUCCGCAUCAAGUCAAAAGGUAAGGUUUUUUUGAAAUAACAAUUUUUGAAAUGUUCAUUUUUUAGUUGGGCUGAUCAGGAGGUAUUCUGGGACACUUUGGAGAUUCUAUUACCUCAUAAAAGGUCGAAAUGUAUUGCUGUUGGUGAAUGUGGAAUCGAUCUUAACAAGUAAGUUUUAGUUAUGAGGAAGAGAUCAAAUUUUGAUAAUUUUGCAGAUGUGAUUCACCACUGGAUCAACAAAGAUAUGCAUUUCGUCGACAAAUUCAACUAGCCUUCAAGUACGAUAAGGCUUUGGUGAUUCAUUGUAGAUCGGGUCCAAACAGAGAUGCCGAAUCGGAAUGUCUUCAGAUUUUGGAAGAGGAAUUGAAUCGACCGGGACAACACCGAUAUUUGCGAAUUCAUCGACAUUGUUAUACGGAAAAUUGGGAGAAUGCCAAAAAAUGGAUUGAAACUUGCCCCAAUAUUGUAUUUGGUUACACACCAGCAGUCUUCAAUUUCACCGGAAGACAACUCGACGCAAUUCGAAAUAUUCCAAUGGAUCGAAUUAUUUUGGAAACCGAUGCACCGUAUUUCGUACCAUCGAUGUGCAAAGACGUUUUGCCACGCAUCAAUUUACCAGGAACCGGUGAGCACUACAUUUGAGUUCUUUUUUUCAUCAAAAUCUAAUAUGUAUUUCAGCUGCAACUGUUGCACUUCAAAUCGCCAAAUACAAAAACAUUCCAGUCGACGAAGUCAUGCGACACGCCCUUUUGAAUACCAGAAGGAUAUAUUCUUUAUAA
Molecule: messenger RNA, 1552 nt
Organism: Caenorhabditis angaria
Lineage: Eukaryota; Metazoa; Nematoda; Chromadorea; Rhabditida; Rhabditidae
Source: the annotation of a GenBank genome assembly